Messenger RNA from Terrapene triunguis (Three-toed box turtle), 952 nucleotides. RefSeq names its product COX assembly mitochondrial protein 2 homolog. Gene Ontology annotation, cellular component: mitochondrion. The coding region runs from base 150 to 389 and encodes 79 amino acids. The record is from RefSeq and is a predicted model, not a curated record. The transcript has 4 exons. Lineage: Eukaryota; Metazoa; Chordata; Testudines; Emydidae.
GGUUGUACUUGUUGUCAGUCGUGAGGUGAAAAGUGGCUGUCGCUGGGGCCCGGCUUUUUCUCCUGACGGAGUUUUCUUCUCCCCGGGAUUGGAGUGGAACAUUUUUCAAAUUGUAGUCCAUGAACUGCACGAGAAACCCUUAACUCAAGAUGCAUCCAGACUUGUCUCCUCACCUGCACAGUGAAGAAUGUAACCGAGUUAUCAGUCUGCUCAAAGAGUGUCACAAAGAGCACACCUUUUUGAGAUUUUUUGGCCACUGCAAUGACCUUGACCGUGAGAUGCGGAAAUGCUUAAAGAAGGAGUACCAAGAAAACCGAGCCAAGAGCCAGGCACAUGCUGAAGAGAUGCGUCAGAGGGUCAUUAAUGCUUCAAAACACUCUGAGAGCUGAGCUAUGUUGCAGCUGGACAGCUAUACAUCAUAUGGACAUUUGGCUGAAAGCUAAAGGAACAUAUCUUGUUUUGUCUUCUAUACACUUGGAUAUAAAAUGCUAUUUCCUCAGCUGCUGAUGUUUGUAAUAAGAAUUGCUGAAGUUUACACUUAUUGCUGACAAGAUACUUUAAUUGUUUGGCGAGAGAUUUAGUGGACUAGAACUGAUUUUUCUAGGGUUGCCAUAGUGCAAACAAUACUUACAUUUGAGAGGAAAACAGGGUUAAAUAAAAAUAAUAAGCAUGUUCUGUUGUUGGACUCCUAAAACAAGAUAAGCUAUAAGCUGGGACCUUUAAGUAAAAUAAAUUGGCUACAAAAUCUUAACCUGAGGUUUCAUCUUCUUUUUAAUGUUAUUCAUUUACUGUGUAUGUCUCAAGUGUUUUUUCUUUCCCUUUUAAAAAACAAGCCAGCUUGAGAAAGUCAGGAGAAAAAACGAUCUUCUUGUAGUUCAAUUGUUUUAUUCUUUAAUCAGAACUAAUCCAGUGUUGUGAACUGUGUGUGGGUAACUCCAUUUGGGGUAGCAAA